Messenger RNA from Postia placenta MAD-698-R-SB12, 477 nucleotides. RefSeq lists its product as hypothetical. The transcript has a single exon. The coding region runs from base 1 to 477 and encodes 158 amino acids. NCBI's taxonomy places the organism in Eukaryota, Fungi, Basidiomycota, Agaricomycetes, Polyporales, Adustoporiaceae. The record is from RefSeq and is a predicted model, not a curated record.
AUGUUGGACACGAAGCGCGGCAGGCGCUGGAAAUGGCUGCAUUUUCGCCCGCCUCGUUUUAUUUGCCCGUUUCUCGCGCCGGCGUCCCCACGCCGGCCUCGGCAUGGACUCUCCCUCGCACCCUCCCUACCUCCAUCUACGGUCUUCCUUGCCGGCAAUCCUCGACCUGCACACGAUGGCCUCACUCCCCGCUCGUCGCUUGCGCUUUCCUCAUUGCACCGCGCAGCCGACGCGCGAGACCCGCCCCCUCUCGUCCGCGGGGGCCCCGGCGCGGAUCUCAAUUCGGCGCCGGUCCCACCUUGGAAAUCAAGCGUCCCUGAUCGAGUCGGCACCCUUGCACGAUCGCGGUCUUCGAAUCCACACUUCGCUUGGCUCUCCACCACCCCCGGUGCGCCUCCAGGCUCAGACACGUCCCAGUCGGCUCAGGGCGCGCGUCGGCGGACGCAUUCGGUGACGGGCUACCGUAUCUCGUCAUAG